Mizuhopecten yessoensis (Yesso scallop) is the source of this 710-nucleotide messenger RNA. RefSeq names its product pseudouridine-5'-phosphate glycosidase-like. The record is from RefSeq and is a predicted model, not a curated record. NCBI's taxonomy places the organism in Eukaryota, Metazoa, Mollusca, Bivalvia, Pectinida, Pectinidae. Gene Ontology annotation, molecular function: pseudouridylate synthase activity. The transcript is spliced from 3 exons. The annotation marks the transcript as partial.
UGAGGCAGGAAUAUCUGGAAAGGAAGUCACUCCAUUUAUACUUCAACAGGUCAAUGAAAUCACAAAAGGAGCCUCCCUGGUUGCUAACAUUGCACUCAUCAGAAACAAUGCCAGGGUGGGUAGUCAGAUAGCCAAACAGUUAUCUAUCUACAGGAAAUCCUCACCAGAUGGUGCAACCAACACAGAAAGUGAUGAUGUCACUACAGUACGACCACAUAUAAAAUCGAGGUCACCAGCUCAGCAGUCUGUCAAAGGCAAGGGCAGAGUGGUUGUGAUUGGGGGAAUCAAUGUAGAUUUUUAUGCAAUGUUGAAUAAAGACACUUUUGCGGUAAGCGCUAUGAUAAGGAUUUACCGGUAUAAUAUUAAUCAUGACAUCACACAAAUAUGUUGUUUGAUAUUUCAGAUGCUAUCUCACAUUUGCUAUCACUAUUAUAUGAGCUGAGAUAAAGCUCAAUGUCACCAUCAGUGUUUAUUAAAAAUUGAUAAUGAAUUGUCUCCCAUUUAAGCUGAUUAGUACAGAGUUAUCUCCCCUAUACAGAAAUAAUUAAUUGUCGUUGACAUCUCCCCUGUACAAUAAAUUAUCUCUUAGACAUGUAUGAUUAUGUUGAUAAUGAGUAACCUCCCCUGUUUACUUACAACACAUCGUCUUUCAAACAUGUAUGAGUAUGUGGAUAAUGAGUUAUAUCCCCUGUACACUAACAGUAAUUUGU